GGGCUCCGGGAGAGGGGCAGCGGCACGGCUUGGGGUUCCAGCCCGCUCUGCGAUAAAGCAAAAUAAACUGCACAUAAUGUGUCCAUUGACUCACCUGGAUGGAAGAUGGCAGGGGUUGUAAUUUUUUAUUGGACGUCGCAGAUGUUUAGUUUUACACGUGUUUGUAAAGAAAGUGUUAAUAUGGCAGAAUAACCAUGGGAGACUGGAAUUUCCUUGGAGGCAUUUUAGAGGAGGUCCACAUUCAUUCCACUAUUAUUGGAAAGAUUUGGCUCACGAUCCUCUUCAUAUUUCGAAUGCUUGUCCUUGGAGUGGCAACCGAGAAUGUUUGGAAUGAUGAACAGUCCGAAUUUAUAUGCAAUACUGAGCAGCCUGGUUGCAGAAAUGUGUGCUAUGAUGAGGCCUUCCCCAUCUCUCUCAUAAGAUACUGGGUCUUGCAAGUUCUGUUUGUGUCUUCCCCUUCCUUGGUGUAUAUGGGUCAUGCCUUAUACAGACUACGAGCCUUGGAAAAAGAGAGGCAAAAGAAGAAAGCUCAGGUAAGGGUGGAACUUGAAAGCACUGAAUUAGAAAUGACUGAAGAUCGUAAAAGACUGGAGAGAGAACUCCGGCAACUGGAUCAGAGGAAGCUGAACAAAGCUCCCCUGAGAGGCUCUCUGCUCUGCACUUAUGUGAUUCAUAUUUUCACGAGAUCUGCAGUGGAAGUUGGCUUUAUGAUUGGGCAGUAUCUUCUUUAUGGCUUUCACUUAGAUCCCCUUUAUAAAUGUCAGAGAGACCCAUGUCCAAACACAGUUGACUGCUUUGUAUCUAGACCAACAGAAAAGACAGUGUUUAUACUUUUCAUGCAAUCAAUAGCGACUGUAUCGUUGCUUUUAAAUAUUCUAGAAAUUAUCCACUUGGGAUUCCGAAAAAUUAAAAUGGGGCUCUGUGAGCAGAAUAAAAACAAGAAUGACUCUGACAAUUUCUACAUAAACAAAUCUAAGAAAUACUCUGUGAUACCACACUCUUCUUUGGGAAUACCCAGCACCCCUCAGAAAACACUUCCUUGUGCUCUUAGCAAUUAUACAUUUUUGAUGGAAAAGCAAACUGACACUAUGCUCUACCCAGUUUUAAAUUCUCCUUCUAUGUUUCAGUCUGUGCAAAAUAACCGUACAGAAAGCAGCAGCAAUUACACCCACUGCAAUCAGGAAAACAAAUCUCCAAAGAAGAGGCCAGCUACAAAUGCUUUAGACAAUCAGACUCAAAAUGCUAGCACAAAUAAUAACGAAGGCUUUCUUGGCGAGCUUUGGACUGAGACACGUGAUGCACAAGAAGAGGUUGAAAAGAAACAUUUUCUUGUUACUCAGAAUGCAGACACAGCUUCAAACGUGUACUUGAGAAGCUUUGCUGAGAUGCCAUCUCAAACUCCAUUGCAACCUGAUACAACUUUUCCUAGUACCAGUUUUAGACGACAGGCAAUGGUUGAGAACACAGGAGCACCAAUGAAUCCUCUUCCAAAGAACAGUGACAGAAGGCAAAGCAGUUUCAGUGUCAACAAGGCCCAAAUUCCUCACAACGCUGAUGUAAAAAAUUCCAGCCGAGCAGACACUUCUGACUCGGUGGGGGUGGUGAGCUCAGAAUCUACACAAAGCAGGAACUGGAGUAGUCCAAAGCCUUUCUCUCUGUCCAGGCAACAGUCCCUGUCAAGCAAUGCCAGCAGCAGGCGUGCCCCCACUGACCUGCAGAUAUAGCGUGGGGUAACCCGUCAACUGCACUAACCAUGCUGGGAUAACUCCUCAACACGGACAUAACCUAGACCUGUGUGCAAGUGUAGCUAAAUAAUUCAACUUGACCAGCUGUUUACAUAGAUAGAAAAGUUGUGUAACCUUUGAAUAGCAGCUCAGUAAUUUUAAACAGUCUCUUUACUUCCUUUGUAAUGAAAAUGUGGCACAGACCUCAGUGUAUAACUCCAGCUAAAAAAGAAAACAUACAUCCUCUCAAUCCACAUAUUAGGAAAAAGUCAGGCAUAAAAUUACAGGUAAUACAAUUUAAGAUGAAUAAAAGUAGAGGACAAAAUUUACAAUCUAACAAUAUUUUUUACAAAGACCAGUAAAUCAAAUUAGGCUAAAGAUGGUAUUGGUGCUCUCAGAAGAACUUAUUGGUAAAUGUGUUUCUGCUUAUUCAGUCUGAGAAUUCAAACAGACAUUUGAUAGCUGACCAAAAGCAGAAUGUCAAACACAUUCCAUUGUUCAAACUGUGGUAAAUACAAAGAGAAAAAACAUUUACAGAACAGAUCACUAAUUCUUUGACUCCAGGGCAUACUUCCUUUUCAGUGUACCACUACUGACCUCCUCAGCAGAAAAAUCAACGUGAAUUUCUUAUAGUGUAUUAUCAGAAUUCAAUGCACCACUACAUUUUAAAAACAGAUUAAUUACAGAUAUGUUGUGAGCAUUACUUUUGACAUUUUUCAUAACACUAUUAAGAUAGCACAAUCAGAAAACAAGUUACUGAAAUGUACUAAUCAGACAUUUUGAAUUUCACAAACCAGUAGUCUUACUAUGGAAAACAGAAAAAAAACCAAAACCAAAAACAGGGAACAACAAAAAAAAUCAAAUAUGGUAGUACCUUCCUGAUUUUAGUUACAAUGUCAAAAGACAUAAAAGGUUUAUCAAAUGGUAAAAUUACUCCUUUUCUGUCUUGUCUCUCUCCUGAAUUCGGAUAAACUUUUAAAUCAAACAAAGCUUCUACCUGUUUAGGAGGAGCAUUUGUGUUUAUGCUUUUUAUGAGGAUAACAAAACAUUAGGACAUUCAUCCACUUGCUGUUCAGGUCCGUGUGGUGUAAAGGAAGUUGCAUGAAACAUCUUGAAAUAAUACAGGAGGCAAAGACAAACAAAAUACUACGGUACAUUUGUAAUCAAGUUUUCUGUGUAUGAAAUACAUUUAUUUGAGCUGCACAGCACUGAAACACUGAGCUGGUCACAGCUGGAAUGCAUCAGUAUUUUUGUGUGUAUUUUUUACACACAGAAUUGUGAAACAGCAGAUUUGACUUACUGUAUGUGUAUUGAAAAAAUAAUUUGUGAGAUACAGCAUGAUGUUACAGCACAAUUAAAUUCUUAAAGUGCAUUGUCACUGUGCUUACCAGACAGCCACAUUUCAGAUUGACUGAAAACUGUACAACACCAGCAAAAAAGAGCCAGAAAACCUAAGCAACGUUAAUUUGGUCCCGUCCACGUAAGAAAUACACACUAGAACUAUUAAAACUAUUCGCUGUAGAUUUGUCUCCAGCAAGUAUCCUUGUCACUUCUAGUAUUGUUCUGUGUGUAUACAUAAACACAGCCCUACAGAAUUGUGUUUACACUGUCAAAUUUCAGAUUGUGUAACAUACUGAAAUGUACAUAAAUGUAUAGCAUGACUUAGGCCAGUUAAUGCUGCUGCUGUGGCUUUGAUUCUUGCAUUUCUUGAUGCGUAAGAUUCUAUGGGCAAUAACUGCUAAUGCUUCUUUUCUAUUUAAUCCCUCCGUAAUAAAUCGUAUUUAAUGCACUCUGUUCCUGCUCUCUAAAUAAUAGAAAGUUAGCAUUUAGAUGUUCAUCUAUGGGAUAUGACAUUUGUAUUUUGUUGGUCAAGACAAGUUAAAAAAGCAUUUUUCUGCUGCUGCUGCAAGAACUUUAUUAACUUUUUUUAUGUCUGGACAUGAGUUAGACACUGUUUCAUCAGAGCACCUUGCCAAAUUAAGAGUAACUACUGAAAAAUAUAAACAUUGCAGAAGAGCAUGGAGAAAAAUUGUGAAAAAUCCCUGA
Prinia subflava (tawny-flanked prinia) is the source of this 3770-nucleotide messenger RNA. RefSeq names its product gap junction protein alpha 9 (gene GJA9). Gene Ontology annotation, cellular component: connexin complex. Gene Ontology annotation, biological process: cell-cell signaling. The record is from RefSeq and is a predicted model, not a curated record. NCBI's taxonomy places the organism in Eukaryota, Metazoa, Chordata, Aves, Passeriformes, Cisticolidae. Bases 195 to 1724 code for a protein of 509 amino acids. The transcript has 3 exons. Gene Ontology annotation, molecular function: gap junction channel activity.